AUGGCGCAGGCCAGCGCAUCCGGUGAAAAUGGUUCCUGUCAUGAGAAAAAUGUGUUAGCUUUGAAUAAUGAUCGUGCAGUGGAUAGGCGACAGUCCGAUUCCAUCGAUGAUUACGGCGGCAAAAGUGUCCGAUGUUCUGCUGCUACUGUUGGUGGUGGUGGUGUUGCUGCUGCGGAUAGUUUGGAAGCCGCGCGAGCCGCCUGGACGCCACCUGUAUUUCGCAAAUAUCGGCCACCGGGUAAUGUGGAGUGGCACAAUCCGCAGGUUCGUGAUGUGCUUCGAGAAUACAAAAAUCAGAAAAUCACCUCACGGCGAGCCAUCGAUUUGAUCAAGAACAUUACUGGCAGUGUGGUGUCCACUACAACAGUGCGAGCCAAGUCUCGCAUACUCGAUGAACUGGACGCCCAGUACAUGGAAAAUGGCAACAAUUCGAGAUGUAGCAGUGUGGCGUGUGGCAGCGAGGAUGACAAUAACAAUCAUUCGUUCGUGAAAAAUGGACAGGACAAGCACCUCUCGAGCACCAUGGAGGAGUCUCUCAUCCCUUACCUCAAUACACCGUUUCUAACUCCCCCAAGUGCUCCAUAUUACGUGUCUUUUUCGCGCCGAUUCAAGCAGACUUCACUGACGGUGCCUCUGAAUCCGGAGGAGGUGCGCAUCUAUCGGCAUGCAUCGCAUUCGAAAUCUGGCCGAACCAUACAUUUCCGGUGUUCUCGUUGCGAUACGCUCCAUCAGACUUAUAAAAGUGGUUAG
Messenger RNA from Gongylonema pulchrum, 750 nucleotides. Lineage: Eukaryota; Metazoa; Nematoda; Chromadorea; Rhabditida; Gongylonematidae. The record is from the annotation of a GenBank genome assembly.